Schistosoma bovis is the source of this 1190-nucleotide messenger RNA. The record is from the annotation of a GenBank genome assembly. Lineage: Eukaryota; Metazoa; Platyhelminthes; Trematoda; Strigeidida; Schistosomatidae.
GGAUUUGAAUCGACAACUGCAUCUCUGUGCUAAUGUGGUGUAGCAACUCGAACUGAUGUACGUACGUACGAGGUUCUACGUUGUUACUGACUGACUUUGCAAAAGCUCCGGAAAGCGCGACUGCAUAAACUCAUGAUGGAAUAAUAAGUUUUACCUUUUUGAAUUCUUCCUUCAUACUUAAGUUUAAAACUGUGUGAAGAAAGUGGAGGAUGAGUCAAGUGACCUUUUUUAUGUAACUUCGAUGUUUCUAUACAUUUUCCACUAAUAAAUCUGAAAUUAUGGAUAGCUGAUUUAUACUUAUCAAAUCAGAAGCCCAUUGUUUAUGUGAAAAUAUCCGUAAUUUCUAUGUCACUUAAUCGUAUACUAUAACACAGCUACUUUAUAAUUUACGAAUGAUGUUGUAGCAUGUUAUGGUUGACAAUGCAAGAACUGUCAUGUUCUUAUCGUCUUUACUUAUGUAUCAACGAUCGUAAGCAUUUAAAUAUUUUCGAGUUAUAUUAACAACCACGAUUUAUAUCUAAUUGUCCGUAUUUUUGGAUCAAACCAGGUAAACUUAUAUUUGGUUACUUCUGUAUGAAGUAAACGGGGAGUGGAAGCAAACUAAACCAGUUAUAUACCGAGUGUCCUCAAGAAAUACUUCUACAGCUAAAAAGGGAAAAAGCUACUAAAUGGGAUCUCCAGUAGAUUUAAUUACAUACAGUCCCGCUGCUGCACAACAUAACCUUGCUUUGAUUAACUACUGUCGCAUAUCUAUCGCGGCACUUUCUGGAUGUACAGUCGGGAUAUUAGGUUUGACAGGAAUCAUGGGAUUUAUGUUUUAUUUUCUGGCGCAUGGUUUCCUAUCAUUGUUACUGUUACAAAAGGCAGGAAAAUCAUGGAACAAAUACUUUAUUCAGCGUUCGUGUUUAACGUAUGGAGGGGUUUUCGGAGAACUAACUACUUAUAUUUUAUUUUGGACUUUUAUUUAUGGCAUGGUUCAUGUAUAUUGAACAUAAUCUAAAUAUAUUGACCUAUUUUGCUUAAUCUCAAAUAUAUUUUGAAUAAUGGAUCAUAGAAGGACUUCAGUAUGUAUAAUAUUCUAGUCUACCAAGAGGAACUCAUUAAGAAAACGUCUGUUGAUGUAAAUUGUGUUUAAAUGGACAAAUACAUAAUAAAUAGAUUAUUGGUUUUGAAUUUCAGUGACAUUGGCC